Messenger RNA from Racocetra persica, 375 nucleotides. Lineage: Eukaryota; Fungi; Glomeromycota; Glomeromycetes; Diversisporales; Gigasporaceae. The record is from the annotation of a GenBank genome assembly.
AUGGAAAACGAAUUGAAGGAAAAAAGUGGGGGUAAAGCGACAAAAACAGCAAGUCAAAAUGAACAAGAAUUAUUAUCUUUAUUACAACAAAUAAAGAUAAAUCAGUCUAAUAUUUUUGAUUACGAACAUUUUCGAAUUGACAUUAAUUCUAAAAAAAUUUUUCUUUCUUACCCUUUUACUAAAUAUCUUUAUGAUACUUAUAUUGGUGAUUCUAAACAAAUUAAAAACUUUCUUAAAUAUGUUACUCAAGAAUUUUUUUUUGAUAUUAAAAAAGAUAAAAAUUCUGAAUACAAGCCUUUUAAUUUUGUUUUUGUAGAUUAUACUUGGUUCAUUUAUGAUAAUGAAGAUUUUAAAAAUCAUUUAUUUGAGGAAGUU